This is a messenger RNA of Felis catus (domestic cat), 1888 nucleotides long. RefSeq names its product phospholipase A2 group V (gene PLA2G5). Gene Ontology annotation, molecular function: phospholipid binding; calcium ion binding. Lineage: Eukaryota; Metazoa; Chordata; Mammalia; Carnivora; Felidae. The record is from RefSeq and is a predicted model, not a curated record. Gene Ontology annotation, biological process: arachidonate secretion; phospholipid metabolic process; lipid catabolic process. The transcript is spliced from 6 exons. Bases 992 to 1414 code for a protein of 140 amino acids.
GAGCAGGAGCAGGAGCGGAGGCCGGGCCGGGAAGAACCCCAGAGAUGAAAGGCCUUCUCACGCUGGCUUGGUUCCUGGCUUGUAGUAAGUGCUGGCCCCAUGACCUCUGAACCUGUGACCUUCCACCCUUAGGAAUAAUAGGGUAGUGGAGAGGAGGCCAGUCUUUGAGGUCAUAGAGACUCGAGUUUGAACAUCAGCUCUGCACUUACUGUAUACUCGUCUGCAAGAGCCUUUUCCUCUCCGAGCCUCUGUUUCUUCCUCUGUGACAUGGGAUGAUAUUCAGUUGACUGGUGGGGCUACUGUAGCAUGAUUCUAGGUGGUGAUGGGUAAAGGUUGUGCUAUGUGGGCAAUACGUGGCUUGCAAAUGUGGGAGGCUUUUUUUUUUUUUUUUUUUUUUUUUUUUUUUUUUUUAACGUUGGUCCAAAACAAAAGAAAAUAAAGCCCAAAUGAAAACAAGACCCUUAUAUAACAACUCCAUCCCCUGGUUUCUGGGUCAUUCUCUGCUGACGCCGACCUGGGUUUUAUGCACGCCCCACCUGCUGUCCCCUCCCAAAUGGAGGUGACCGCACAGCACAGGGGGGUCCCAUAACCAUGCCCACAGCCCCUGCCAGGCUGUCCUAAUCUUUGACAUCUUGCCAGAUCCCUGGAGACCGAGGGAGGGCGGGAGGCCUAGAGCAGAGAGGGGAGGCCUCUGGUUCACUGUGAAACCCAAACCUUUCCCUCCAAACUACUGUUUCCCAAUCCGUAAGGCGAGGGAGCUGGCUUCAAUGAUCUUGGAGGAUCCCACCCUGCUCUAAGGUUCUGUGCCUUACGUUCCAAAUGGUGUUCUUUGCGGGGAGGGAGGUGUGCAUCGGCAGGAGACAUGGGAAGCACCUGUCUUCCCGCUUCGUACAGACACCAUAUUAAUUACACCGGAUAUCUCUUAGUCACUCACUGUGUGUCUGCCACUGUGCUCAUAACUUACAUCCUUUCUCUCAUUUGAAUCCUCAGGAUGACUCCAAAAGGUGUGCCUGCUGUGCCAGGGGGCUUGCUGGACCUCAAGUCCAUGAUUGAGAAGGUGACCGGAAAGACCGCCCUUACGAACUACGGCUUCUACGGCUGUUACUGUGGUUGGGGCGGUCGGGGGACCCCCAAGGACGGCACCGAUUGGUGCUGCUGGGUGCAUGAUCACUGCUACGGGCGGUUGGAGGAGAAAGGCUGCCACAUCCGGACACAGUCAUACAAAUACAGAUUUGCACGGGGACUGGUCACCUGCGCCUUUUGGAGUGCGUUCAGUCCCCUUUUACACGUGAGGAAACUGAAACUCGAAGGCUUGCCAGGGCACGCAGCUGGAGUUGGGAUUCAAGCUCAGAGCUCGGGCCCCUCUGCCAAGUGCAGCUCUGUGCCUGUGACCGGAAGCUCGUCUACUGCCUGAAGAGGAAUCUGAGGAGCUAUAAUCCUCGUUACCGAUACUUUCCCAACAUCCUCUGCUUCUAGUGGCCCUCGGUGAGCUCCUUGCUCCCUUCUCCUCCCACACGGAGCUCACCGACUCCCCUGGGUUUCCGAGAGAGGCUCGCAGUCCUGGACCUCCUUCUCUCUCCAUGGUCCACGGGGCUUGGUGGAGCCCCACGGCCACACUCCACGCUCCAGAGAGUCCCAGGAGAAUGACUCUGGUCCCAGGACCCUGCAAGGUCCACUUGUGAGGUGGGCUCGCCCCAAGCUCCAGGCCGGCUGUCUUCCCGCUUGCCCUGAAGACAGCGCCCCUUCUCCAGGAAGAUACAUUUACUUUGCAGUUUCUGUAGUCGGACUAUCACUACCACCCUCUAGAGAAUUUUUACUCAAGGUAGAAGCAAAAUUGACCCCCUAAUUCUGCCAUAGAGAUGUUUGAAAACAUUAUUCUUUACAAAGA